AUGCCUCCCAAAAGUGGAAUUACUAAACGAGAGCCACGGCGUCGCAAGAUUGCUCUGGCCUGCGAGUCAUGUCGAGAUAAAAAGGUCAGGUGUGAUGGUAUAAAGCCUAUUUGUGGCCCAUGCGCUCGACGCUCGUAUGCCGUUGACCAAUGUGUAUACAAGCUGGAAAAUGCGAGGUCUGCCAGCAACGAUGAAUACUUGAAAAUUCUCCAUAAUCGUAUUCGAGAACUUGAAGAUAUAUGUGCGAAAAAUGGAGUAGCUAUGCCGCCUGGGCCUUCACAACAUGCAGACUACAGGGCAUCUGAAAGUCGAAAUCAUAUGGGCGAAGAGAUGGAUCUGGAUCGAUUGGACGCAGAAUCCAGGACCUCUGUUGCUGCAGAAGGAUUACUAGGACUGGGUUCCACCCCUGUGCUACCUGGACCAAGUCCUCUGUCUUCAGCGCCUACUUUUCAACCGCCAAGAUUUCCCGCGCAGCGGAAUCGACCGGAAGCUGAGCGCUAUAGAUCUCCACAUGCGGCACAUCUGUCUCCUGAAUCUGCCCAAUCACGAUCAGGCAGUAUAUAUCCUCCACCUUCUCUCAACUCCCAUGGUAAUGUCACUGCUAUGGGUGCAAUAUCUGUCGCAGAAGACGACCCAGGCACAGACUCUCCGCAGGAGCAGCAAUACUAUGGGGACUCUUCAGUGGCCUCUUUCAUGCGUCUCGCAGGAGAGUCGAUGCCUUUGCAGACGUACAUGUCAGCUUUGCGAAGCAGCAAGAAUGAGUCGUCAAGGUCCCAGGGCCCUGAUCCCGGGAUUUGGCGAGAUCUAGGCCAUCCAACAGUAGAUCUUCGGUUCGACGACUUCUCCUUGCCACCUCGAUCUCUGGCGGACCAUCUUCUUGGGUGUUAUUUCAACAGAGUACAUUGCCUAUUUCCAUUUUUCCAUCGUCCGAGUUUUGAGCAAGCAUAUGAAAAUCUCUGGGAGUCGGACAAGGCAUCUAAGCCCGAGUUACCACAGCUCAAUAUCGGACUUGGGGGUGCAUUCGAUUACGGUCCUAAUUCAAUUGUCUUUCAUUGCGCACUCAACGCCAUCUUUGCCCUUGGCUGCCAUUUCUCUGAUAUUCAGCCUGCAAACCGGGAAGCCGCGGUUUACUCGUUUUUCCUUCGCUCAAAGCGAUUUGUGAAUCUUGAUCUUCUAGACUUAGGUACUAUCGGCGUGGUUCAAACGCUGCUGCUUGUUUCACUUCUUCAAAGUACCCCUUAUCCGAAUCGGUGCUGGAAUGCAAUAGGACUGGCGUGUCGAGCGGGUCAAGGGCUCGGGCUACAUGAGACAAGCACACACGCCUCGAACAAACCCCUGGAGAUAGAAAUACGGCGGCGUACGUGGCAUGGCUGCGUCAUUAUGGAUAUGAUUGUGAGCAUGACACAUGGAAGACCGAGCAUGACCUCUCACAUAUCACCAUUGCCUCUGCCUGCAAUGGGAAUGGACCCCCGAGAAGCCGAUCCUUGUGAGCUUAGUGGACAACCCUGUGAUCAUAAGCUAGGAUAUAUGACGUUCUACGUUUCAGCCAUUGAAUUAUAUAAAAUUCUCGAGUCUAUUCUAUCCGAGGUCUAUAAUGCUUGGCAGAGUCGAUCGAAUAACACUCGCUCCAGUUCGGCACGAAGCUCCAAGCUUUGUAGUUUGGAUGUAUUGAUGGAACUCGACGAUAAACUCACUGCUUAUGAGACUAGCGUGCCCCAGCCCUUGAAUUGGAUAGGUGAAUUAUCGCUGCAUCGCUCAGACAGUGGCAAGGCGUCGAUCUUCAAGCGCCAGCAGAAUGUGCUGCAUGCGAGAUUCAUCCACCUUCGCCUCUUGUUAUAUCGCCCCAUGUUUACUCAACUCUGCUCCGAUGAGCGAGCAGGGUCAUCGCGCCGCUCUGAUAUCCAACCCGGCGAGAAAAACAUGAUCUACUCCUCGGUCUUCUCAAAAUGUGCUGCCUCUUGCGUCAUGGCAGCCAUAGACCUCGUCUCACUUAUUCACGAGACAUAUCGAACAAGCGUAACUGAUGCAUGGUGGUACAAUGGAUUCUACACGUCAACUGCAGGGUUCAUAUUGAUAAUGUCGUACUCAUGCCGUUCUAUUUGGGAGCAAGUUGAUUCACAUCUGGUGGAUGAAAGUUGGCGCAAGUGCGAAGAGAUCUUAGCUUUUAUGGCUAUAUUUAGUCUCUCUGCCCGCAACUCGUUGCAGUUCUUGCAAGUGACGCAUCAACAUAUUAUGCAAAAUUAUUCAGCUACUUGUCGGGCUGGAGACACUUCCUUGGUUUCUACCCAACUGCACCAAAGGGGUAAUCAACAUCUAAACCGACCUGAUCUGUCGUCGCAGCCUAAUCAGCCAGUAUCUGAUGAACACAGCCGUCACGAAACUAGUAACAUGGAUAUCAAUCCUUUCACAACUUGGGAUGAGAUGAGCUUGGGCCAGGAAGAGUUUGGAUUCCUUGGGAGAUUUGAUUUGCCUGAUCUUGCAAGCUGGUUCGCGGAUAUACCGCCUUGA
Penicillium vulpinum is the source of this 2508-nucleotide messenger RNA. RefSeq lists its product as uncharacterized. The transcript has 5 exons. The record is from RefSeq and is a predicted model, not a curated record. The coding region runs from base 1 to 2508 and encodes 835 amino acids. Gene Ontology annotation, cellular component: nucleus. NCBI's taxonomy places the organism in Eukaryota, Fungi, Ascomycota, Eurotiomycetes, Eurotiales, Aspergillaceae. Gene Ontology annotation, molecular function: zinc ion binding; RNA polymerase II cis-regulatory region sequence-specific DNA binding; DNA-binding transcription factor activity, RNA polymerase II-specific. Gene Ontology annotation, biological process: positive regulation of transcription from RNA polymerase II promoter by galactose; DNA-templated transcription.